This is a messenger RNA of Linum tenue, 237 nucleotides long. Lineage: Eukaryota; Viridiplantae; Streptophyta; Magnoliopsida; Malpighiales; Linaceae. The record is from the annotation of a GenBank genome assembly.
AUGACAGCUCUGCUGCAGGCCCAAUUCAUACCUUUCUCGGCCUUUUGGCUAAGAUCAAGUGUAGUAUCUGUUCUUAUCAGUUUAAUAUCUGAUACGUGGGUCAAUGGCCCACACGAUAUUAAAUUAAUUUGGGCUUCUCACGUGUCGCCCAUGCGUUGCACUAUUGCAAGGGCCUGGCGCACCCCACCAAUACUAUUGCAAGAGCUUACUGGGAUCCUGGGGCAGCCACAUUGGUGA